Messenger RNA from Paramuricea clavata, 1539 nucleotides. The record is from the annotation of a GenBank genome assembly. Lineage: Eukaryota; Metazoa; Cnidaria; Anthozoa; Malacalcyonacea; Plexauridae.
AAAAAAAGUCUGCAGAGAGUAUAUAUACAGAGUAUUGAAGGACUGAACAGGAUAGUUGACGAACAGCAGAGAGUAAAGGCCAAGCGGAAAAUAAUUUUAUUUGUAAAUCCUUCUUUCAAUAAAACAACGGCUGGUAAACAGAUUGACAGAGAACAAGGUCAUACAACUCAAUGAAGAAUUCAAACGUCAAACGCGCUUCCAUAAUCCUUUGAGAACACGCAUAUCUUGGAAGAGUGAAAGUUAUAUACGAUUGAUAUCUGUUUUACAUAUAAGAAGCAAAGUUGAGAACUCUUCUUAUUACUGUGAAGAAAGUCACAAUAUACACAAAUACUUUGUGAGUGCUGAAAAGCUGGAAAAGGAUUUUGAACUGAGAUAACCUUAUAGAUUUGAGCAUCCUAUUUGACAUAAAACAAUUCUACCAGUAUAAAGUCACAAGAGUCGUUGAUCUUGAUCUGUAAGCUCGACAUCUUUAAGCUCGACAGACUAUACAACGGGUAAUCUGAAUUAACUGGAAUCCGGCAAGUCUAUUCCAACAUGGCGACAAUUUCAAACACAAGCAACUCGUUCGAAGACAACCACACAAUAUUUGGUGAAUGUUUAAAACUCCCUUACUACUGUGGAAAAGUUGAAAACUGGAUGGUAGCAACAAAUAUAUUCUUCAUUCUAGUAAACAUAAUCUCAUGUCUUAUAACUCUGGCUGCGAACACCGUAUUCCUUGUCGUCUAUUUCAGAACGCGUUCCUUACGAAAUCCGCAUUAUUUUUUUCUUAUGCUUUUGGCGGUCACUGAUAUCAGCGUGGGGUUGAUCUCGCAACCGCUAUUGAUCGCGAGAAAAUUCAUGGAAAUCUACAGUGUUCACGAUUGCGUAUUAUGGACCGCAAUGAGAGCGAGCGUGUACUACUUCUCAGGGAUAUCGUUCCUCACCAUUACCUUGGUCAGUAUCGAACGAUGGUUCGCUGUCUGUCGACCAAUCAAACACCGUCGCGACGUCACGCCGAAGCGGAUGGCUGUGGUGGCAUUCAUAGUCUGGGCAGUGUGGUUUAUAUUUCCCGUCGUGCGUUUCGCUUUGCCGAAAUUCUAUCGUGCUUUUGGAAUGCUGGUUGGUGGAAUUAUUGUGGUAAUUUUUGUAAUCAACACCCGACUCUACCUGAAAAUUCAACGUAGCGUGCGGGAUGGAAAACUUCGAUUCUCCGGCAAAGAACAACAGAAGAAUUAUACUAAAGGGGAAGUCAACUUCAAAAAGGAAGGACGAAUGGCCAGAACGGUUGCUUUGCUCUUGGUUGUGAUGGUGUUAGCCUACCUGCCCACGGCUAUUGGUUUAACCUAUAAAGCACUCCGUGGGGUUAAUACUGUAUAUCUUUUUGUAUUUCUACCGCUGGCAGAUACAUUGGUUCUUAUAAAUUCAUCAUUUAAUCCUCUGUUUUACUGUUAUAGAAAUGCCAAUAUACGUAUGGCUAUUACAAAAUGUAUGUCGUCACUAAAUACUAGCUCGGUGAAUUGUGAUUCGUCGUUCAAUAAUCAGGCAACGUCAAAAAUGUGA